GCGCGCUGAUAUAGGGGCGCUGGCGUCACUUCCGCCUUCUUUUCCAGAGGGGGACCAGCGCCGAGGACUGGCCGCCAUGUCUCUGGUGAUCCCCGAGAAGUUCCAGCACAUCCUGCGGGUCCUCAACACCAACAUCGAUGGGCGGAGGAAGAUCGCCUUCGCCAUCACCGCCAUCAAGGGGGUGGGCCGCCGCUACGCCCACGUGGUGCUGAGGAAGGCCGACAUCGACCUGACCAAGAGGGCCGGAGAGCUCACCGAGGACGAGGUGGAGCGCGUCAUCACCAUCAUGCAGAACCCGCGGCAGUACAAGAUCCCAGACUGGUUCCUCAACCGACAGAAGGACGUCAAGGACGGAAAAUACAGCCAGGUGCUGGCCAACGGGCUGGACAACAAGCUGCGGGAGGACUUGGAACGGCUGAAGAAGAUCCGGGCGCACCGAGGCCUGCGGCACUUCUGGGGGCUGCGAGUUCGAGGCCAGCACACCAAGACCACCGGCCGCAGGGGCCGCACCGUGGGCGUCUCCAAGAAGAAGUAGUAGCCGCCUAAUAAAGCGCUCGUCGUCUCACACACGUAC
Molecule: messenger RNA, 574 nt
Organism: Tachyglossus aculeatus (Australian echidna)
Lineage: Eukaryota; Metazoa; Chordata; Mammalia; Monotremata; Tachyglossidae
Gene: RPS18
Product: ribosomal protein S18
Exons: 6
Coding region: 77-535 (152 amino acids)
Biological process (GO): translation
Cellular component (GO): cytosol; ribosome; small ribosomal subunit
Molecular function (GO): structural constituent of ribosome; RNA binding
Source: RefSeq, a predicted model, not a curated record